Diospyros lotus (date-plum) is the source of this 414-nucleotide messenger RNA. RefSeq lists its product as uncharacterized. The coding region runs from base 1 to 414 and encodes 137 amino acids. The record is from RefSeq and is a predicted model, not a curated record. NCBI's taxonomy places the organism in Eukaryota, Viridiplantae, Streptophyta, Magnoliopsida, Ericales, Ebenaceae. The transcript has a single exon.
AUGCCAGUACAAGGAAUUAGGAGGUUUGGAGUUUCAGGGAAGCUUGGUCCACGUUACGUGGGUCCAUUUGAGAUUUUAGAGCGUGUUGGGGCAUUAGCGUACCGACUAGCUUUGCCUCCCCAGUUAGCCAGUGUGCAUAAUGUAUUCCAUGUCUCCAUGUUACGCAAACAUGUUCCCGACCCUCAGCAUGUGAUUGACUUCCAACCUCUUGAAUUAAGAGAAGAUUUAGCAUAUGAAGAAUUUCCAAGUUGCAUCCUCGAUUGUAAGGAGAAAGUGUUAAGGAAUCGAGUCAUUCCCUAUGUGAAGGUGUUAUGGCAACAACAUGACUUUGAAGAAGCAACUUGGGAGCUAGAGAAUGAAAUGCGACGCCUUUAUCUCCAUUUAUUUGAGCAAACAGGGACGGAACCCAUAUGA